Messenger RNA from Prorocentrum cordatum, 318 nucleotides. Lineage: Eukaryota; Dinophyceae; Prorocentrales; Prorocentraceae. The record is from the annotation of a GenBank genome assembly.
AUGGCGGGCGACCCGGCGGCGUUCCUCAUGCAGGCCCUGGGCCCCUUCCUGCAGCCCUCGAGUGGCGCGGUGCGGGACCAGGUCCGCAGCCUGGUGUCGAAGACCAUCCAGGUCACCGAGGCGAGGGCGCGGGCCGGCGCCGAGGCCGAGCGGUCGCGGGCGCUGGACAGCCUGCGCGCCGCGGAGAUGGAGCUGCAGGCUAUGCAGAUGGAGCUCCAGGAGCCACCGAGCGCAACCGCGCGGAGCUGGCGGCGCUGCUGGAGGCGACCAUCCGAAGGAGGAAGCCGCCCAGGGGGGCGCUGCGCAGCUGGAGCGUAG